Molecule: messenger RNA, 3144 nt
Organism: Notodromas monacha
Lineage: Eukaryota; Metazoa; Arthropoda; Ostracoda; Podocopida; Cyprididae
Source: the annotation of a GenBank genome assembly
AUGAAGCUUGAGGAUUUAGUUCCUCUGAGUGGUUCUUGCUCCGCCUUACCGGGAAAUUUGAGUGUUUAUCCCGGCGAUUCAAAAUGGAAGAAGUUGCUCGUGGGUGUCGUGAACAGGAAUCACCUGCUAAUAACAUCUGUCGUGCCGGGCGAGCUACACGGCAUGAAGGAGAUAUUCUUGCGAGAUAAAUUGGCCGGUGAAAAACUAGCUUUGCAUGAUGCCACCAUCUUGAAAGCUGACUGGUGCAAGCUGCGUGAUGCCUCCUUUCUGGUUCUCUGUGCAACCAGUGGAUUUCAGAUUAUGGAUGACGAAGGAUUUCAAGUGGUCUUCACUUAUUGCUUUGCAGACGACGACUCUGUGGAUGAAGCGAAAUGGGAAUACGCUGCGUCUGUCACUCACGUGGGCAACUUUAUUUUCAUAGGAUCCUCAUCUGGAUUUUUUUACGUCGUUGCGAUGAUGGUACAAAAAGAGAAGACCUCAGUCGUGUGCACAGCAAGUGUGAUUCGUUAUUUGAGAGGCCAUACGUCGUGUGUUACAACGAUGACUUCGGUGUCUGAUCGAACCCUGGUUUCUGGUGAUGCGUCCGGAAAAAUAAGCGUAUGGAAAAAUUUGCCUGACUUGCAGAAGGUUUCUUCGUUUGUGGAAUCACACGGGCCGGUGUCGAGCAUGAAAAGUUGGAAUCAUUUCGUGGUGGCGGCAUUUGGUGACGGAAUUUUUCACGUCAUCGACAUUCUGAACUUGAUCACGAUUGCGAAAGUCAAUGCUCAUUCCAGAUGGAUCAGCGGACUGGAUAUUGCACCGGAAUCGGGAAAGCUGAUCACCUGCUCGGAAGAUUCUAUCGUCUCACUCUGGCAGCUAACAACGAAAAGGGGCGAUCAGAUAUCGCAUGUGGAAAGUUUCGAUAUCCCGAAUGCCAUGUUCACGGGGGUCAAGUUCAUCGAUCCGAUGGGCAAUCGUGUCUGCGUCAGCAUCUAUGAUAAAACCGAGCUCCCCGUGAUAUCUACGAUGGAGCGUCGUCGCAUUUUCGUCGGCGGUCUGUCAAAUCAGGUUACUCAGGAUGACCUCAGGUCAAGAUUUGUGCGUUUCGGUGACGUUGUCGACGUUGAAUUGAAGGAAAAGUCGCAUCCAACGACAGGGGAACCCAGUUAUUUUGCUUUCGUAGAGAUUCAUGCGACCGAAGACAAUUUGUCCAAGUGUUUCAAGUUAUUUUCCAACACAAGAUGGAAAGGAGGUACGAUGAGGUUGGAAGUCGCGAAAGAAAACUUCCUCUCUCGCCUUCGAAAGGAGCGGGAUGAGAAUGCUAGUAUCAGUGUAGCAGCCGAGGAAUCCGUUCCUUCAAAGAAACGUUCAAGUAAAUCAACACCUCCUGAACCUAUUCCUCCGGUUUUGCAACGAAGUCCGCAAAAAGAGCUCAAGAUCAAGAUCGAGAAACAGGAAAGCGUUUCUCCGAGUCUCGAAAAAAUCAGUGGCAAAAAAAAGAAAAAGAAAUUGGAAUCCGAUUCAGAUGACAGCGAAGACGAUCACUGCGGCAUUCCUAAUUUCAAUGGCUUAUCGUCGCUAGAAAAAAGUCCGGCAUCAGUCACAGCUUCAUUAUUUUCUGUUCCUACACCUCGGAAAAACGAUACAACUUCGAGUUACCCCAAGAAAAGAAAAUAUGAAAGCGAUUCUCCUCGUGAUGCCUUGUCGGAGAACUUGUCCUUCGAAACUAUGAGAAAAACGAAGAAAUUGAAAACGGAGGUCGAUGAUGGAGAUCAAAUCGACACCCCAGUGAAACAUCCAUGGGCAAGUAAACUUGAAGCCUUUUCCAGUGAUGUCUGGAAUAGGAACGACGAAUCUGUCUCCACGAAGAAAUCGAAAAAGACCGUAUCGAUUUCGGAUUCCGUCGCUGAUCCCGUAGUAAAAAUUUCAAAACAGGAACCUUCCGUCAAGAAUGACCCAGCUUUGGAGAACAAACGAAAACAAUCGGAAGCCGUAAGGAUGGCAAAAAUCAAAGAAAUGCAGAAUGCGAUUAAUCGCCGUAAGGCGAUCCUUGAAAAAGCUCUUGGCUCGAUGGGACAGGAAAGCUCUCAGCCGUGCCCGAAUAAACGAGUGAUUUUUGAUGAUGAUGAUGAUGUUGGUCAUGAUAUUCCUCUUGCUGGAAUCAAGGAUGAAAAUGUUGAAACUCAUUCUGCGAAGAUAAAACGUGCGUUGCCGUUAAACGACGAGGAUUCCGAAGAAGAAAACGACAACAAGCUUCGUAUUCGUGAGGAAUUUCUUGCGGAAGGUGGAAAUGAGCUGCUGGCAUUGGAAACGAGAUACGGAGCUGAUGAAAGAUUCAAGCUCGAUUCUAGAUUUCUUGGUGACAAGAACCAUGAGCCCGAAGUUGUAGUUGCUCCUAAGAAAAGCUCAAGAAAAUCUACGCAAGGACUUGUUCGAUUCGAUCCCACGCGUUCGGAUCACGUAGCAAAGUUUCAGAUUCCAGUGCCUGAUGUGACCAGCACGAAAGUAACUGUCAAAAAAGGGAAAAAUAAAACGAAGGGUGUUCCGAAAGAAGAUUUAGUGGAAGAAGCGGUUGCUGAGACAAGCGGUGUACCACAGACAUCGGUUGAAAAGUUUUACAAAGUCUCAACUAAACUGAAAGAUGUGUUGGGAAAAGAGAAACAGGAAGAGGAUUCUAGCUUCUCUCUUGCUGCCUUGUUCGCGCAGUCGGCAGGAUUGCAGGAAUCAAAAGAUGAACGUGAAGUGGAGGAUGAAGCUGUGCCUACGUAUGAAAAACCAACCGGAAAAGUACCUGCUUGGCUUCUAAAAGCUCAGAGUACUGAUGCACUGAUGGAAACCAUGGAUGAAGAAGGAAAUGAGAACCAGGAUGAAACCAAGUUGGAAUCGUCCAACUGGAAAGUAUCAAAGUUGGAACCCAACUUUGACAACCCGGAGUUUAGGAACUUGAUGGAGUAUUAUCAGCGACUGUCGAAGGUUGACCCGGUGGCUCGAAAUCGGGAGUGGGCUGCAAAACGGAGAGACUUCAUGGACAUGAUUUCGCGUCGCGUUCAUCAAGUGAGACGUGCCAAACGAAAUCGUCUUGGAGUGAAGCCUAACAUGCCUGCAGCAUUUAGCUUUGACUUUUGGGAGGAUGAAGCUACAAAUGAGGGUGACGAGUUGAUUUGA